AUGAAGCUCUUCCUUGUGCCAAUUCUCUUUCUCAUCUUUUGUAAUUAUUUUGUAAAUGGUUUCAAUAUGGCUAUUUACAAAUCGAUGAAGAAAUCACCAACAACCACAUCUCGUCCCACUAUGAAAUUGGUGCCACCAAUCUACGUUCCUGCUCCAAUUCGUCCUUGA
Messenger RNA from Caenorhabditis elegans, 168 nucleotides. RefSeq lists its product as uncharacterized. NCBI's taxonomy places the organism in Eukaryota, Metazoa, Nematoda, Chromadorea, Rhabditida, Rhabditidae. The coding region runs from base 1 to 168 and encodes 55 amino acids. The record is from RefSeq and is marked reviewed. The transcript has a single exon.